Molecule: messenger RNA, 1815 nt
Organism: Zasmidium cellare ATCC 36951
Lineage: Eukaryota; Fungi; Ascomycota; Dothideomycetes; Mycosphaerellales; Mycosphaerellaceae
Exons: 3
Coding region: 1-1815 (604 amino acids)
Biological process (GO): lipid oxidation
Molecular function (GO): metal ion binding; oxidoreductase activity, acting on single donors with incorporation of molecular oxygen, incorporation of two atoms of oxygen
Source: RefSeq, a predicted model, not a curated record
AUGAGAUCUGUCAUAUAUUCUCUUCUGCUGGCGGCCGUCUCUGCCUCACCAGUGCCGGAUAUAGGAGAUGAGGUCCACUUAUUGCAAGAGAGACAGGACAAUAGCAGUUCCUCGUCGCUCCUGCCAUAUUCUCUGCCACCGAAUGGACCAGACGUCCUCAGAGCCGCGGACAUCACUACCAAACAGUUGACGUUCACAUAUGGCCCUCCUGUUGGUGUUGGGCCUUAUUAUCCUGCCGGGGUCCUCGGAACGACAUAUGCAACGAUGGACGGCGCAAUAGACGACGCAGAGCUCGCUGCGCAAGUGACCAUUAUGAGGACCGACGACGCGAAGGCCCGUCUGGAUAAUGCAAAGUACAACGGUCUCAAGACGUUGGACGAUUAUACAAAAUUAUAUGACGGCGAAUGGCAACCGAGUUCCCAACCGACUGGCCAAUAUGAUGGAAUUCUCACCAACUAUACGCAGGAUCUAUUGUUCUCUAUGGAACGACUCUCGUUCAAUCCGUAUGCUGUACGGCGAUUGAACCCUCCCAGCGACAGCAUACCAUUCGAAGUUGACAACGCGAUCGUUGCCAAAGUCACUGGCCAAACUUUGGAGAGUCUCUUCACGUCUGGAAGACUGUUCUACGUCGAUCAUACUGUCCAAGGAAGAUUGCAAAAAGCGCAACCACCGCAGUACGCCCCCGCAUGUGACGCUCUUUUCUACAUCUGUCCCUCCAGCGGCGAUUUAUUGCCGCUUGCAAUCCGCACUGGCGUCAGCAAUAACCUGGUUUACACCCCUGAGGAUACUGCCGACGAUUGGUUGCUUGCAAAGAUCAUGUUCAAUGUGAACGACUUCUUCAUGGCACAGUUCGACCAUUUCUCAAGGAAUCACUUCGUCGCCGAGAUUGUGCACGAAGCGGCUGUUCGUACGUUGUCUGACAGUCAUCCUGUUCUGGCUAUUCUGAAACGUCUUCUCUACGGCGCCUUUGGCAUUCGCCCACUGGCACUGGUGAUCCUCAUCCGACCUGGAGGUGACAUCGACCAAUACUUCGGAAAUUCGGGGGCUGCUGCUGCACAAUUUGCUAAUGAGACCUACUUUAACGGCUCAGCUGGUGCUCUCCGAUCGAACUACUUCCUGACUAACCUCGAAAAACGAGGCCUCAUCAACUCCCCAGUUGGUCCUGCACUCAAGAGCUUCCCAUUCUACGAAGACGCCACGCCCAUCUACAACGCCAUCAGAGACUUCACAGGGACCUUCAUCUCGUCAUACUACUCUUCCGACGCCGCCAUAUCAAGCGACAAGGAACUCCAAGCUUGGAUAAAGGAGGCCAACGGACCCGCCGGCGUCAUCGACUUCCCUACAAUCAAAACCCGCUCAAAUCUCGCGACCCUCCUCGCAGAAAUCGGCCGUCUCGUCUCAUUUUCCCACCACGCCAUCAAUCUCAAUCAACUCAUCACCGUCGCCUCGACCCUCCCCUUCCACCCAACAGCGCUAUACAAACCCAUCCCAACCGCCAAAAACGUCACAGACGUAGCAUCUUACCUUCCACCCCUCGACAAAGCCCUCGGAUUCAUCGGCGUAGCCGCCAACUUCGCUCGUCCAUUGCUGGCGAAUACGAACCGCUCCCUGAUCAACAUGUUCGACGAUCCGAUCAUGCUGCACCGCAUGAACAGUGCGACUCGAGCGGCGAAUGAGAAGUUCAAGAGCGCUAUGAGUGCGAGGAGUGAAGUUGUGAGGAAUCGCGGCUUUGAUGCGAAUGGGUUGAGUCAGGGGAUGCCGUUUGUUUGGCAGGCGUUGGACCCGGGGGUUGCGGCUUGGAGUUUGACGAUUUGA